Molecule: messenger RNA, 2368 nt
Organism: Sardina pilchardus (European sardine)
Lineage: Eukaryota; Metazoa; Chordata; Actinopteri; Clupeiformes; Clupeidae
Product: phospholipase B1, membrane-associated-like
Exons: 20
Coding region: 39-1790 (583 amino acids)
Biological process (GO): phospholipid metabolic process
Cellular component (GO): brush border membrane
Molecular function (GO): A2-type glycerophospholipase activity; phosphatidylcholine lysophospholipase A1 activity; retinyl-palmitate esterase activity
Source: RefSeq, a predicted model, not a curated record
AUCUGAUAGAGCCACUGCACAUCGUCCCUCUGAGGGCCAUGCACCAGGACAAGUCACUCAACUGCCCCACCUGGCUGGUCAAUAUUCUGUGUCCCUGUGUCAUCUCACCGGCGGCCAACUCAGAGGCGGAGAGGAAACUGGCAGAGCUCAACACCGCUUAUCAGCAAGUCCUCCAUGAACUGACCGAGUCGGGGCGUUACGACACACAUGACAACUUCACCGUGGUCAUCCAGCCUUUUUUGAGGACGAUCAUACUUCCCCUUCUUCCGGAUGGGCGAGCAGACCGCUCCUACUUCACGCCGGACUGUUUCCACCUGAGCCAGAAGGCCCACACGCAGAUGGCACGAGCACUGUGGAACAACAUGCUGGAGCCUCUGGGUAAUAAGACUCACACUCAGGAGUUUAUAAAUGGCAUCAAAAUGAAGUGCCCUUCUCAGAGCUCACCCUUCAUAAGGACUUACAAAAACAGCAACUACACCUAUCAAGGCCCUACCUUACCACCACCUGAGAUCACGAAUUGGGGCCGAGAUUUCUCCUGCAAGGAUGUGUCUCCAUCUGCCACUGUGCCCACAUCAGUUCACAAACUGAGGCCUGCAGACAUCAAAGUGGUGGGCGCACUAGGUGACUCUAUUACGGCUGGACGUGCAGCCAAGGCCAACAGCUAUAAUUCCCUCAAAACAGAGUACAAGGGGGUGUCAUGGAGUAUUGGGGGUGACAACACCUUAACGACAACCACUACUCUGCCAAAUAUUCUGAAGAACUUUAACUCCGCCCUCAAAGGCUUCUCCCGGGGUCAAGGGCUACUUGCUACUAAAGGGUUCAACAUGGCUGUCUCAGGAGCUCAGGCCUCUGCCAUCCCAGCUCAGGUGAAUUCUCUUCUCCUGGCCAUGAACAGCAGCAAGGAUGUAAACUUUGCUGAAGACUGGAAACUGGUGACACUGCUUGUUGGAGUCGGUGAUCUGUGCCAGUACUGCACAGACCAGAACAAUCUGUCACCAAAGAACUUCACUAAACAUGUUAUGGAGAGUCUGGACUUGCUUUAUGCUACGGUGCCACGAGUGUUGGUAAACCUUGUUGAAGUUCCACAAGUUGAUAUACUGAAGAAAAUCAGCAAAGGAAGCCUGACUUGUAACUUCAUGCCAAGUGAAUUAUGUCCGUGCGUGGUGAUUCCUACUGAGAACUCCCCUGAGCUGAUGGAGCUGCGGAGGGUGAAUAAGGAGUAUCAGGCUGCGCUGCAGCAGCUGCUGUCUGAGGGGCGCUAUGACGACCGGGAGGACUUUGCUGUGAUCCUCCAGCCCUUCUUACAGCAUUCUGCAGUUCCUCUGAUUGGGGAGGGGCAGACAGACCUGAGCUACUUCUCUCUGGACUGUGUCCACCUCAGUGAAAAGGCUCAAUCUGAAAUGGCAACCGCACUGUGGAACAACAUGUUGGAGCCAGUGGGCAGGAAGCAGGUCUACACCAACCUGACGUAUGACCGCACCAAGGUCCACUGCCCCACACAGGCUCAGCCGUUCAUCUUCACCCACCGGAACAGCCAACUCAGCCCUGCCCCAGCCACGACAACUGCCCCAGCCACGACAACUGCCCCUGCCACGACAACGCUGCCCCUGACUCCUGCUCCAGUGCCAUCAUGCCCAGACUCUGUGCCUGUGUGGGUACCCGUGGUCCUGGCCAUCAGCGGCCUUCUGAUUGGCUGGGCAGUCACCUGGAUGGUGUUCUCACGGCAACGGAAACGGAUGCUGAAGAGCAUGAAGAAAGAAGGAAAGAACACGAAAGAGACAGGGCUGUAACGUUCAGCCCAACAACAACCUUUUAUAGCAUGUAAAGGCACAGUGGUUCUGUUUAAAAAGAAGCUGAUUUCUUCAGUUUGUUGCAGAACUUUCUUUGGCCCUAACAGCGAUAGCAUGGACAGUUAUAGUGCAUUAUGUGGCUGGGAAGUGGGAAGGUCCCCGCUUUGGAGCUCUACACUUCCGAACUGAGAGCGUUCACUUGACAAUGGCAAACAGGCGAUGUUGAUAAUGUUCAGCUAGCUAGCCAGAAGGCUAACAUCACGUAGUUAUUCAAAGGUACUCUGGGAAGUACUGAAUUGAUAUGAAACGGUGAUGAAGCUGUUUUGUACCAGAUCUACUUCAUAGGUGUUCUGUUAUUCAGAAUUAAUAGCCAACCCAUCAGCCAAUCAGAAAAGAGUAUUUCUUCUCUCCAGGUGAUAAUGCAUGAUUUUAGACGAACCUUUAUGAUUACUGAAUGAGGUCUUCAGCUUUUCUCAUGGGACCAGAUUUGGUGUGCCUUAGGUUAUUUAUGUGACUGUGUUAAUUGAAAUCUUUUGUAUGAAACAAGUAUUUGUUUGAGACUCAGUGACAAAGCAAUA